Paramecium pentaurelia is the source of this 3408-nucleotide messenger RNA. The record is from the annotation of a GenBank genome assembly. Lineage: Eukaryota; Ciliophora; Oligohymenophorea; Peniculida; Parameciidae.
AUGUUUAUCUUAAUAUAGACUCUUAAAAAAGGGUUAUGCUCUGUCCCUUGUGAGAAUAAUAACCAAUGCAGCCAAUGCGACCAAGCGAAUUAAUUUUGUUAAUAGUGUAUAUAAGGUUAUAUUUUGGGUGAAAAUGAAUGCUUACGUAAGAAAUUUUAUAUUUUGUAGCUUGCGUUACUGGAUGUUAAUACUGUGGUAAUGGUUAUUAUUUAGAUAAUACAAGCUGCAUUAUCUGUUCGACUAAUUGUAAUAAUUGCUCAUCUGCAACAUAAUGUAACUCAUGCGAUUCCGGCUAUCAAAUUGUCAAUGGAUAUUGUUAGGCAUGUACAGAUUCCCAAUACUACUCUUCUUAACAUUGCUAUGAUUGCUCUAUUAAUUGUAAAACAUGUUCCACAAGUGAAACAAACUGUAUAUCAUGUGCUCCAGGAAAAUACAUCCAAGGAAAUUAAUGUUUGCCUUGUGUAGCUCCAUGUGCUGAGUGCGAAUCUUAAAAUCAAUGUACUAAAUGUGAUUCAGGAUAUUGGGUUGAUAACCAAGCUUGUACUAAUUGCAAUGAUAAAUGUAAAACUUGCACAUCUGAAACUCAAUGCCAAACUUGUGCUGAUGGCUAUUACUUAGAUGGAACUUCAUGUUUAAAUUGUCCAACUGGAUGUACAUAGUGCUCUAGUUCUUCUGUAUGCACCUCUUGCCAAUUAAGCUAUUACUUGGAUGGCACUUGCAAAUAAUGUUCUCCUGGAACAUUCAUAUAAGAAAAUGCUUGUUCUGCAUGCACUAGCCCUUGUGCCACUUGUGAAACUUCAGCCACUCAUUGUUUAUCUUGCAAUUCCAAAUACUUUUUGAAUAAUAAUUCCUGCUAACAAUGCUCAUCCCCAUGUGACACUUGCGAAUCCGCUUCGGCUUGCUUAAGUUGUGUUGUUGGAUCCUAUUACAUCAGUUCAAGUAAGACUUGUCAAUCUUGCGAAUCGCCCUGCACAGAAUGUUCGUAAUCUGGAAAUUCAAGUUGCUCUAAGUGUAUUGAAGGCUAUUACUUGGAAUCAAGCAGCUGUAAUAUUUGUUAGUCACCAUGUGUAAAUUGCUCAAGUGCUGCGACAUGCUUAACCUGUAUAAAUGGAUAUUUCUUUAAUGGAACUUAGUGCUAAUAAUGUGCUUAAGAGUGUGCUAUUUGCAAUGGGCCAGCAUCUUCUCAAUGUUCAAGUUGCAAAUAACCAUAUUAUCUUGAGGGAACAACAUGCAAACGUAAAUUCUUUUUAUUAAUUAAUUUUCUUAGAAUGCCCUGUAAAAUGCCAAUCGACUUGUCAAUUCUUAGUUGACUCUGUAAAAUGUGAUGCUUGUGCUUCUGGAUACUUUGGUGAUACUUGCGAAUAAUGUUCUAGUACUUGCAAAACUUGCGUUGAUUUGGCUACAACAUGUACUUCAUGCAAUAUUGGAUAUUACUUGGAUGGCUAAGCUUGUACUUAAUGUGCCUUGCAUUGUGUUACUUGUGAAGAUGGUACAGGAAACUGUUUAAGCUGUGAAUCAGGUUAUGUGACCGAUGAGUUCCAUAAAUGUGCAAGUAAUUUAUCAUUUCUAUCAAACAAUAGCUUGUUCAAAUUGUACUUGUAUAACUGGAUAAUAUUACGACAGCUCUUAGACAACUUGCAAAACUUGUAAUGAAUCUUGUACCUAAUGUGUUGGUACCUCCACAAAUUGUCAAGCUUGUUAACCUUAAUUUUAUUUGGAUAACUCAACAUGUACUGAUUGUCCAGAUCCUUGCUUAACUUGCAGCUCUGUCAGCACCUGUCAAACAUGCAUUGCUGGAUAUUAUUUAGACAUUUCGACAUGUAGAAUAUGCACCUCCCCUUGUGUAAACUGUUCACUUGGAGGAAACUCAAAUUGCUCAUCCUGUAUAGAUGGAUAUUAUCUUGAUGGUUAAAUUUGCAAACCUUGUGAUCUGAAUUGCCUAAAAUGCUCAACCACUUCAAAUAAUUGCUCCCUAUGCCAAUUGGGCUCUUAUUUAAAUAAUACAAGCUGCAUUAUCUGUUCGACUAAUUGUAAUAAUUGCUCAUCUGCAACAUAAUGUAACUCAUGCGAUUCCGGCUAUCAAAUUGUCAAUGGAUAUUGUUAGGCAUGUACAGAUUCCCAAUACUACUCUUCUUAACAUUGCUAUGAUUGCUCUAUUAAUUGUAAAACAUGUUCCACAAGUGAAACAAACUGUAUAUCAUGUGCUCCAGGAAAAUACAUCCAAGGAAAUUAAUGUUUGCCUUGUGUAGCUCCAUGUGCUGAGUGCGAAUCUUAAAAUCAAUGUACUAAAUGUGAUUCAGGAUAUUGGGUUGAUAACCAAGCUUGUACUAAUUGCAAUGAUAAAUGUAAAACUUGCACAUCUGAAACUCAAUGCCAAACUUGUGCUGAUGGCUAUUACUUAGAUGGAACUUCAUGUUUAAAUUGUCCAACUGGAUGUACAUAGUGCUCUAGUUCUUCUGUAUGCACCUCUUGCCAAUUAAGCUAUUACUUGGAUGGCACUUGCAAAUAAUGUUCUCCUGGAACAUUCAUAUAAGAAAAUGCUUGUUCUGCAUGCACUAGCCCUUGUGCCACUUGUGAAACUUCAGCCACUCAUUGUUUAUCUUGCAAUUCCAAAUACUUUUUGAAUAAUAAUUCCUGCUAACAAUGCUCAUCCCCAUGUGACACUUGCGAAUCCGCUUCGGCUUGCUUAAGUUGUGUUGUUGGAUCCUAUUACAUCAGUUCAAGUAAGACUUGUCAAUCUUGCGAAUCGCCCUGCACAGAAUGUUCGUAAUCUGGAAAUUCAAGUUGCUCUAAGUGUAUUGAAGGCUAUUACUUGGAAUCAAGCAGCUGUAAUAUUUGUUAGUCACCAUGUGUAAAUUGCUCAAGUGCUGCGACAUGCUUAACCUGUAUAAAUGGAUAUUUCUUUAAUGGAACUUAGUGCUAAUAAUGUGCUUAAGAGUGUGCUAUUUGCAAUGGGCCAGCAUCUUCUCAAUGUUCAAGUUGCAAAUAACCAUAUUAUCUUGAGGGAACAACAUGCAAACGUAAAUUCUUUUUAUUAAUUAAUUUUCUUAGAAUGCCCUGUAAAAUGCCAAUCGACUUGUCAAUUCUUAGUUGACUCUGUAAAAUGUGAUGCUUGUGCUUCUGGAUACUUUGGUGAUACUUGCGAAUAAUGUUCUAGUACUUGCAAAACUUGCGUUGAUUUGGCUACAACAUGUACUUCAUGCAAUAUUGGAUAUUACUUGGAUGGCUAAGCUUGUACUUAAUGUGCCUUGCAUUGUGUUACUUGUGAAGAUGGUACAGGAAACUGUUUAAGCUGUGAAUCAGGUUAUGUGACCGAUGAGUUCCAUAAAUGUGCAAGUAAUUUAUCAUUUCUAUCAAACAAUAGCUUGUUCAAAUUGUACUUGUAUAACUGGAUAAUAUUACGACAGC